Molecule: messenger RNA, 1020 nt
Organism: Cercopithifilaria johnstoni
Lineage: Eukaryota; Metazoa; Nematoda; Chromadorea; Rhabditida; Onchocercidae
Source: the annotation of a GenBank genome assembly
AUGGAAUACGUUCUACAACAUAAUACCGUAGCCGAUACUACAAUAAAUCGUGCUACAAUCACUAAUCUACGAACAACAGCAAUCGUUUUAAUUGGAUUAUUUGCCAUUUUUUCCAUUCUUCUAAAUAUAAUCCUAUUGGUUACGAUACUCUUAAGUCGAAAACUUCGUUCAAUUCAGCUUUUUAUAUUGUUCUGUAAUUUGACUGUAUUGAAUAUAUUUGAUAUAACAUUCGGUAUGUUCAUUCCAAUUUUAUUUAUUAUCAAUGAUAAUUCGUUUUCCAAUAUGACAUUUUGUCGUUGGAAUGCAACUCUUGAACAGUUUAUUAAUUUGGAAUUGCUAAUGAGUAUAAUGUUAAUGGCUAUUGAACGUUCUAUCGUAUUAUAUUUUCCAAAUCAGUUAAUUUUCAAACGUUGGCGAACAUUAGCCAUUAUUAUUGCUUUAUGGACGAUAGGCAUUUGUUUAGCUGUACCUAUGCUUACACAUAAUAUACCUGUCAGACCUUUCAAAUUUCGAUUUAAUUGUAAUAUCAGCAGGAAAGUUCCAAUCUUAUAUCCGAUAGUAAAUAUAUUGAUUUAUAGUAGUUGUAUCAUUAUUAUAUUGAUUUGUUUCGCGGCUCUUUUGUCGCAUAAUAAUCGAUACAAAAAUCAAUCACCACCGAUGGGAUAUACAUUUGAGAUUCAUCAUGAUAAUAUAAAUUUUUCAAAACUCGUUCUACUUCUUAUCAUUUUAUUUAUCUUACUCAAUGGACCAUAUAUUAUAUUGAAUCUUUUCAUACAGAUUCAAAAUAGUACUGAAAUGAUUACCAAUGAUUAUGUUUUUAAAAUACCGCAAGAUGGAGAUAUCAUGUUGAAUUGGUUACGUUAUAUGUAUCCGUUAUUAGCACCAAUUUUGAUAUGCGUAUCAUGCGCUGAAAUAUGGUUUAACAUACAACGAUGCGUAUUUUGUCGUGGAUCGGAAGCGGUUCCAAUUCGACGAUAUACAAAUGAACAAGGUUUAUCGAUAUUUAGGAAAGAAUUUUGA